GAUGCAGAACAAGAUGAGGUGUCCUGGUGCAAUCACCCUCCUGAGAUUGAGACAUCCACUGAUCGCUGGCUUAACCGGCGAAACAUAAGCGCGCUGCCAGCUGCCGCUAUGGUGUGUAAAUUUGUAAGGCAUCGUGGAUGGGGACGAUUGCGAUUAAAGUGCUUCAAUAUGGCUCCAGUGAAUCCAGUCCGAACUUGGCUCUCCCCUUUUUUUCUGUUAGUGUCGCUUGCCGAACGCCAUUGGAGUCUGGUAGAGAUGUUUGGGCAGAAAAUAAACAAAAAAAGUCCGUCAUACCGUAUAUCCAUGCCAACUGUGACAGCAAUGGUCCCGCCCAUCCCACGCGACCUGAGUCUGGUGUGA
Molecule: messenger RNA, 360 nt
Organism: Colletotrichum paranaense
Lineage: Eukaryota; Fungi; Ascomycota; Sordariomycetes; Glomerellales; Glomerellaceae
Exons: 1
Source: RefSeq, a predicted model, not a curated record